CUUUUUGGCCUUACUGUUAACUAAAAUUAAAGAUGUAGACUACAUGCUACAUCAUGAAGUUUUUCAUGAUUUUAGCGCUGUUCCACGUCGUCCUACCUACAUCAAGACGAAGAAAAUAAGUUGCUCUAUAUUGUUAGAUCCCACUAUUAGCCGAGUUGUAUUAGGACAGCACUUACAAUGUUUGCACCUAUAUUUUCCCGGAAAAAGCCGAGACAAGGUGUUUUGGCAUCACCACUUCACCAGGAAUUAGCAGCAGGUAACCAGAAUGUUGCAUCGAGGAGUCACAUCGGAUUUGGCGAUGGAGACGCACAAUACUCAAACCAAUCAUACAGUUAUGCUCCUCAAGAUCAUGCAGGUGAAAUGGGGAGAAGAUGUGAUGGAAACCAGCAAACCAGCAGUUGCAAUUCAUGGCAACAAAGAGCAGACUGUGCCAAGGGCUAUAUGCCACAGACAGGCUAUGCCACAGGAGGACCAACCAAGAUUCAAGUUGUUCCCUACAGCAAUCAAGGAAAAGAAAAACAGAACAGUAUCAUGACCAGUCAUUCUGGUGGCCAGAACUUUCAGUUCAAGAGGACAACGAAUAAUAACAAAAGGUUGCAUCCUAAUGGAGAUAAUCAAAGCACAGCAGGAAUUCCUCCCAGCCAAGCUGGUCCAACCAGACCACCGAAGCUAAUGAGUGUUUCAAAUCAACUGAAGAGUAUUGUUGCUACUCCACAGCAGAAUAAACAAUGGUCACAGAAAGCUGCAGGAAAUUACAACAACAAUGCUCCCUGGAGCUUUGCUGCUGGGGUUGGUCAAAAAAAUAAUCCUAAGCCUACACAAAAUAACUCCAGAUCCUGUGGACAGGCUGCUUCCACAUCUUGGAAUGGUGGAGGGGCUAAUUCUGAGCCUGUUUCCUGGGGCAAACCUGUCAAUCAAGAAUUUGAUUUGCUUGCACAGUCACAGCCACAUCCCCAUCAGAGUGUUUCAGAGCCUGAUCCACCGCAUGCAAACAAUUUCAAAGAUCAUUCAAAAGAAAGCAAAGCUUCACCUGAGACCGGCAUAAGGAUUUUCCCCAUUUCCGUUUCAACCUUGAUGCUCAGGGGGAAAGGCUUCCACCAUCUGCCUGUAAUGUUUGAAAUCAUUGGGCAGUUAGAUUCAGCUAUUUCUAGAGACGAUAAGACUGGCAAGAAGAACUUUCAGUUGAGAGAUGAAUCAGGUGCUGUCAGGAGUUCAUUCUUUGAAAUAGACCGUCCCCUGCCAAGAUUGACGAGAGGAAGGUGGCACAGAUGUAUUGGCCAUUACGACACUUCCUGUCAGUCAUUAAAGUGUGUAUCCAUACGACCAGCUCAGGAAUCAGAGUGUCGUGCAAGGAAAACAGCCACCCAGCAGAUUGAAAGUAUUGUCAAUAAAUUGUCGGCAGAUUUGAGGGAAACUUAAACAGGCUUGAACAAUGUGUUUCUAAACUGAGGCAGUCAAUUAAACCAGCAGCUGGAGGAAUAGCUGGAGAACAGUCAAUUCAUAAAUUGAUUAAUCCAGGCUGUCAACUCGGCAGCGAUACUGUGAUAUGCAACUCCUGUCUUCCUUAACAAGACAUUUGCUAAUCUAGUCAUUAUUUAAAAGUGAUAGUUUCUAUACCAAGUUUAUAUUGUCUCAAUGCAUCAGAUAGUUUGAGGGCACAACUAAUUGAAGUUCUGUUGUCCUUUCCACAAAAAAAUGGCACUGGACACAAGUGCUAUUUUUUGUCCAAUAGAUAAUAGUUCCCCUUUCUGUGCAUAGUCAUCAACCGGUAAGAUGAAGUAGACCAGUGAGGUUCUGCUUAUUGUUAAAUGUUGGCACUUUAUUUUUUUAGUUCGUAUUAGAAAUAUUGAGAAAGUUUAUUAGUUUUUAAUUAAAAACAUAGCAAAUAAA
This is a messenger RNA of Lineus longissimus, 1890 nucleotides long. Its product is annotated as spermatogenesis-associated protein 22-like. The record is from RefSeq and is a predicted model, not a curated record. The transcript has 8 exons. NCBI's taxonomy places the organism in Eukaryota, Metazoa, Nemertea, Pilidiophora, Heteronemertea, Lineidae. Gene Ontology annotation, biological process: meiotic DNA repair synthesis; regulation of meiotic cell cycle; homologous chromosome pairing at meiosis. The coding region runs from base 178 to 1419 and encodes 413 amino acids.